GACUACCAGUGCUAGUAGCAGAAUUGAGAGCUUUACAUAAUAGUCUUAUCUUUUUUUUUAAGCUGAACAAAAUACUGAAUGCUCAAGAACUUGAGAGUGAGAAGAAAGGAAACAAAAUACAUGAUGAGCAUCUUUUCAUUGUGACACAUCAAGCUUAUGAACUUUGGUUUAAGCAGAUUCUGUGGGAAAUGGACUCUGUGCGGGUGAUCUUUCAAAAUGGCCACGUAAGAGAUGAGAGGAACAUGCUGAAGGUUAUUACUCGAAUGAACAGGAUUUCCAUGAUUCUGAAAUUACUUGUGGAUCAGUUCUCAAUUUUGGAAACCAUGACUGCAUUGGACUUCUUUGAUUUCAGAUACUACCUAAGCCCAGCCUCAGGUUUUCAGAGCCUGCAGUUUCGCUUGCUAGAGAACAAAAUCGGUGUUCCCCAAAGUCUGAGAGUCCCUUAUAAUAGAAGGCACUAUCGUGAUAACUUCAAGGGACAGGAUUAUGAACUACUGCUCAAAUCAGAGCAAGAACCAACACUACUGCAACUUGUGGAGGCAUGGCUGGAAAGAACUCCGGGACUCGAUGCUAAAGGAUUUGAUUUCUGGGGACAAUUUGAAGUGAAUGUUUUAAAAGGUCUUGAAGAGGAAUUUGCCUUGUUGCAGGCCAAACCAGAAUCAGAAGAAAAAGAUGACUUAUUAUCUGAAUUCCAAAAACAGAAGGAUGUAUUACUUUCAUUAUUUGAUGAAAAACGCCAUGAACACCUGCUUAGUAAAGGAGAAAGACGACUCUCUUACAAAGCGCUGAAGGGUGCCUUAAUGAUCUACUUCUACAGGGAGGAGCCUCGUUUUCAGAUUCCCUUUCAGCUUCUGACCUCCCUUAUGGACAUCGAUGUGCUCAUGACCAAAUGGAGAUAUAACCACGUCUGCAUGGUGCACAGAAUGAUAGGUAGCAAGGCUGGCACCGGAGGCUCAUCAGGUUACCAGUAUUUGCGCUCAACAGUGAGUGACAGAUACAAGGUGUUUGUGGACUUGUUCAAUCUCUCAACGUUUCUGGUGCCAAGACACUGGAUACCAAAGAUGAACCCAACCAUUCAUAAAUUCCUUUACAUGGCAGAGUACUGCGACAGCUCCUAUUUUAGCAGCGACGACUCUGACUAG
Apaloderma vittatum (bar-tailed trogon) is the source of this 1142-nucleotide messenger RNA. RefSeq names its product tryptophan 2,3-dioxygenase (gene TDO2). NCBI's taxonomy places the organism in Eukaryota, Metazoa, Chordata, Aves, Trogoniformes, Trogonidae. The record is from RefSeq and is a predicted model, not a curated record. Gene Ontology annotation, molecular function: heme binding; L-tryptophan 2,3-dioxygenase activity; metal ion binding. The transcript has 10 exons. The annotation marks the transcript as partial.